Messenger RNA from Erinaceus europaeus (western European hedgehog), 1691 nucleotides. RefSeq names its product G-protein coupled receptor 35-like. The record is from RefSeq and is a predicted model, not a curated record. Gene Ontology annotation, molecular function: G protein-coupled receptor activity. Gene Ontology annotation, cellular component: membrane. The transcript has a single exon. Bases 1 to 921 code for a protein of 306 amino acids. Gene Ontology annotation, biological process: phospholipase C-activating G protein-coupled receptor signaling pathway; positive regulation of Rho protein signal transduction. NCBI's taxonomy places the organism in Eukaryota, Metazoa, Chordata, Mammalia, Eulipotyphla, Erinaceidae.
AUGUACUGCAAUGACAGCAGCUCCCAGAGUCCCUGCUGGUUCCUGGGCGAGGAGGCCACGCUGCACCUGCGAGCCACCUACCUGGGCUGCCUGCUGGCGCUGGGGCUGCCCCUCAACGGGGCGGCGCUGUGGGUGCUGUGCCGGCGCCUGCGGGUGUGGACGGAGACCCGCGUGUACAUGGCCAACCUGGCGCUGGCCGACCUGUGUCUGCUGUGCACGCUGCCCUUCUUCCUGCGCUCCCUGCAGGAGCUGGGGGACACGGCCUUCUGCCGGCUGUCCCAGGGCGUCUACCUGGCCAACCGGUACAUGAGCAUCGGACUGACGGCGGCCAUCGCCCUGGACCGCUACGUGGCCGUGCGCCACCCCCUGCGCGCCCGCGGGCUGCGCUCGCCCCGCCAGGCCCUGGCCGUGUGCCUGGGGCUCUGGGCGCUGGUGGCCGGCUCCCUGCUGGCCCGCGGGCUCCUGGCCUCUCACCGCGGUGGCUUCUGCUUCUCCAGCGGCGCCCCAGGGCCCUCGCCCACCGUGGCCUUCUCCCUGGUCGGCUUCUACCCGCCCCUGGCCGUGCUGGCCUUCUGCUCCCUGGGCGUGGUGGCAGGCCUGGUGCGCCGGCCUCCGGGGGACCCCGCGCAGGCCCGGGCCAGCUGCCGCGCGGCCCGCAUGGUGCUGGCGCACCUGGCCGUCUUCCUCGUCUGCUUCCUGCCCCUGCACGCCGUGCUCACCGCCUGCCUGGCCCUGGGCACGCUGCCCUGCGGCAUCCGCUGCGCCCUGGCCGCCACCGCCAAGCUCUCGGACGCCAACUGCUGCCUGGACGCCGUGUCCUACUACUACAUGGCCAGCGACUUCCGCCAGGCGGCCAGGCCCACGCCGCACCGCCCCAGCCCCCAGCCCACCCGGGACACGCUGAGCGUGACCGUGGCCUAGAGCCUAGAGCCUAGAGCCUAGAGCCCGGCCGGCCGGGGCUGUGGGGGGCUGGCUCCCGCGGGGGCGCCCACCUGGAUGAGGAGGUACUGGCCACGUGGACCCUGGGACAGACAGACAGGCCUGCGGCAGGGUGGACGCCCCUGACCAACAUGGAACUGGACGCCCCUGGCCACGUGGGACUCAGGGUAACUACAAGCCCUGAGGCAGGAUGGACGCCCCUGACCUCAUGGAACUGGGGGCCACUCACUGACCAACAGAGAGCCUGGGGAGCCUUACAAGGCCGGAGGCGGCACGGCUGCCCUGACCACAUGGCGCCCUGGGACCUGACAGGCCUGAGGCAGGAUGGACGCUGAGGACUGACAUGGAGCUGGACCCCAGACCAUGGGCCCGGGGGGCUCACUCUCCAGAGCUCUGUGUGGGCAGGACCACCAAGGUGGGGACGUGGCCACUGCAGAGCUGCGACAGGAGGGGGCAGGCAAGGCUGAGCCUGGGGGCCCCAUGGGUGGACAGCUGGUCUCUGGCUCACAGGGGCCCCAGGAGGGCACCUGCUGGCUCUGGGGGCGCUCUGGCCCCUGACCCCCUCCAAUAAAUCUGUCCUCCGAGAAGGCCGCAGGGCGUGUGCUUCUCUCCUGCUCAGAAACCGGGUGGGGGCCUGUGAGGGCCACGGGGUCCCCUCCAGGGGGCCCCCUCACUCCAUCUGCUCCCCAUGCCCCCCAGACACCCGUCCAGGAAGGGUCUGUUCAGAUCACCGGUGGGUCCCUCCUGCCCCA